This is a messenger RNA of Lindgomyces ingoldianus, 852 nucleotides long. Its product is annotated as aquaporin-like protein. The transcript has 3 exons. Gene Ontology annotation, cellular component: plasma membrane. Gene Ontology annotation, biological process: transmembrane transport. NCBI's taxonomy places the organism in Eukaryota, Fungi, Ascomycota, Dothideomycetes, Pleosporales, Lindgomycetaceae. Gene Ontology annotation, molecular function: water channel activity. The record is from RefSeq and is a predicted model, not a curated record. The coding region runs from base 1 to 852 and encodes 283 amino acids.
AUGAGACCAGCAUACACGACAGAUCCCCGGCAUCCCGGGGAGAAACGCCUGCCGGGAUGUGGAUGGUUUCCGAACAGAAUCCGCAUCAUGUUUAUCAGCAUGCUUGGCGAGUUUGUUGGCACUUCCUUGUUCCUGUUCUUCGCCUUCGCUGGUACCCAGGUUGCAAACAUGCUUGCUGCCGGCCCUAGCUCUCCUCCCGGCACCUCAGCCCUACUCUACAUCGCGCUUGCUUUUGGCUUCUCCUUGACAGUCAAUGUCUGGAUCUUCUUCCGUAUCAGUGGAGGUCUCUUCAAUCCUGCUGUGACAGUGGCCCUUGCCUUGGUUGGAGCUAUCGGAUGGCUCAAGGCGGGUCUGCUCAUCGUUUCACAAAUACUGGCUGGGAUUUCCGCUGCUGGAAUCGUGUCUGCGCUGUUUCCUGGCCCCCUCGCCGUUCGAACUACGCUUCACAGCGACACUUCCAUUGUUCGCGGACUGUUCAUCGAGAUGCUACUCACAGCUGAGCUCAUCUUCACGAUCUUCAUGUUAGCAGCCGAGAAACAUAAGGCCACUUUUCUCGCACCGAUUGGGAUUGGACUAGCUCUGUUUAUUGCUGAGUUGGCUGGCGUCUACUUCACUGGAGGGUCACUCAAUCCAGCCCGCUCUUUCGGCCCUGAUGUCAUCCUCCACACAUUCAAUGGCUACCACUGGAUCUACUGGAUCGGCCCGUUAUUAGGUGCGAUUGUGGCCGUUAUCUUUUACCGCUUGAUUAAGGUUCUUGAAUACGAGACAGCCAAUCCCGGCGCUGAUGCCGAUGGUCAAGGACCUCGCUACAUUGACGACCCUAUCGACGAGACCGGACGCUCCAGUAAGUAG